This is a messenger RNA of Pyricularia grisea, 543 nucleotides long. RefSeq lists its product as uncharacterized. Gene Ontology annotation, cellular component: extracellular region. The record is from RefSeq and is a predicted model, not a curated record. The transcript is spliced from 2 exons. Bases 1 to 543 code for a protein of 180 amino acids. NCBI's taxonomy places the organism in Eukaryota, Fungi, Ascomycota, Sordariomycetes, Magnaporthales, Pyriculariaceae.
AUGCAGCUCAAGGCCGUUUUCGUCCAGACCCUCCUGAUUGGCGCUGGCCUCUGCCAGGUGCAAGUCAUCCAGAAAGCUCUUCAGGAUAUCACCCAGGGUCUCACACAGCUUGACACUUCGGUAAAGGCCCUCAACGACGCACAGUCCGGCGCCGCAGUUAUCCAGCAGGCCAGCGCGUUGCUGGAUACCAUCAAGAGCUCGACUGUGGCCAUCACGAACGCGCAGGAGCUCACCCUUCAGGACGCCCUGGGUCUGCAGCAGACGGCACAGCAGCUGCCAUCCCAGGCCAAUACCACCAUGAGUGAUCUCGUUUCCAAGAAGUCGGUGCUCGACCAGCUCGGCGCCACCCAGCAGGCCAUUCAGACGCUCAAGGAGCAAAAGGUCGCUUCGCAGGAUCUCGGCAAGGCCGUCGUCACCAAGAUCCCCGCUGUCGGCCAGCAGAUCGCCCAGCAGCAGCUCGACCAGAUCAGCCAGACCUUUGACCAGGGCAUCACUGGUCUGGGCGGCUCGCCCAACAAGCGCGCAGUUGCUCUUGUUGUUUGA